GCUAUUUGCCAACAGUAGAAGAAGAAGAAGAAAAAGCGUUGGUUCCUGCCGGCUCCCUCGGAUGGUUAGGACUCAAGAAAGUGUUAAGUUGCUAAGAAUGGGUGCUACUGUACCCGAAGAGAUGGAAUUAAUUGAGAAACACGAGGAAAUCAGUUUAGGAAGGAGAGCACAGCUGCUGGAGCAGAUGGAGAGCCACAGAGAGCAGCUGCAGAUCCAGAGGAAGCAGCAGUUGAGGGAGUUUGAGGCUGCUCGCCACAGGAACAAUACACUGCUGCAGGAUUUACAGAAGAUAGAGGAACGCCUCAGAGGGAAACAGCUGCCCCAUCCAAAUCUCCUCGCUCUGGAGACAAAAUAUUGGGCGUCUGUGGAAGAGUCCACCCCGGCCUGGGAGCACUUCCUCCUGGGUAAAGGCCCACACCCCACUGACGACCCAGGACAGCCACCCAGGAGAGCCAAGCAGAAACCCGGCACAGCUAAAGACCAGGGCCUGCCUCCUCGCCCCAAACCCAGGUCUGCUAGAUAGAAACACCAAAACCUGGUGGGGUCAGGCCUGCAUCACCCUCCUCCUCCUCCUCCUCCACCUCCACCCAAGAAGAGAGACGGGAGAUUCCCCCCUCAGCUCUUCACCCUCCAGCUACACACAGAUAUGGAGGGACGGACGGACAGACGGAUGGAGGUCAGAGAGUGGAGUCUUUGACAACAGAUCAGCGAUGAGAGUUCCCUCCCUGCUCAGUUCCCAGCAGCCCCACCACUUCCCCUUCCAGCCACAAAGCACCUCCCCGGGCCCACCGUGCCCUUGACAUGCCAAGGCAGGCACAUCCCAGGGACAAGCUUGCUCGCCGCUGUCUUUAAGACAUUCUGAUGAGGUUUUGGUUGAGAAAGACUCGGGGUUGACUUUGUAAAAGAAUCUAAAUGAGGUGCAAGUGAAUGGCGCGGCUGUUCCAUUUGAAUCUUGUGUGUACGGCCCGCUUCUUGAGUGGCUCAUUUUCAUGCAUCACACCCUGGAUUCCUCAGUGCUCAGCCCCCCCCCCCCCCCCCCCCCAACCCAACACAUUCACUGCUAUGUUUUUAAGCCAAAGCAGGGUCACUGACACUUCUUUUCUUCAUCAAACAUGCAGCAGGCCUGCUCUUGAUAAGAAAUAUAAGAUGAUUUCAUUUCUAUGUCUGUAAACAUAAAGUCUCAUCAUUUCUAAAUUCCAUUGUGACCGCUUCCAUCCUCCAUCCUUUCAACCGCUUCUCAUUUAAAGCAGGAACGGAGCCAAGGAGUGAAGUGAAGCCACUGCUCAUUAACCCCUCAGUACUUUACAAUGAAUCCUGGAGGCUCAUUGUACCAAAGGGCCAGUGCUUCCCUAACGAGGGCCAGGGGGGUUCUAACAUCAGGGCCAGUCCAAGACUUUUAGGGGCCAUAGAAAGAUUUAGUUUGGUUUUAACUUUGCCAUUGUGCUAGCAUAAAAUAAAAAGAAAGAAAGAAAAGCCAUGAAUACAGGAAAACUUUUCUUUUCCUUCAUUUUCCCUUCUUUCCAUUCACCCUUCUUAAAAAGUUCAGAUAUGAAGAUGGAUGGAUAUUAAGUAUGAAGAUUGUUGCUGAACAUUAACAUGUUAAAACUGCAAUUUAAAGAAUCCAACAGUUAUUUUUGACUUUUUAAGCAGCUGGGAUAUCCUGUGUCCUACAAUGCUUCAAACAUUCCACCAUCAACAUACAACUGUUUAACACAAUGUUGUCUUAACCAUUUAGAAGUAUCCAUGCAAGAAUAUUCUAUAUUAUUAAAAAACCUUUCAAUAUCAUGUUCAUUAUCAUGUCCUCAGAAUGUUAAACAACGUAGAUCAAUAAACCUUUUGUGGAA
Thunnus maccoyii (southern bluefin tuna) is the source of this 1844-nucleotide messenger RNA. It is a transcript of the gene cep15, whose product is annotated as chromosome 3 C3orf14 homolog. The record is from RefSeq and is a predicted model, not a curated record. The transcript is spliced from 5 exons. NCBI's taxonomy places the organism in Eukaryota, Metazoa, Chordata, Actinopteri, Scombriformes, Scombridae. The coding region runs from base 62 to 523 and encodes 153 amino acids.